Cryptomeria japonica (Japanese cedar) is the source of this 1208-nucleotide messenger RNA. RefSeq lists its product as uncharacterized. The coding region runs from base 7 to 1062 and encodes 351 amino acids. Gene Ontology annotation, molecular function: protein dimerization activity. The transcript is spliced from 4 exons. The record is from RefSeq and is a predicted model, not a curated record. NCBI's taxonomy places the organism in Eukaryota, Viridiplantae, Streptophyta, Pinopsida, Cupressales, Cupressaceae.
AAGCAGAUGUUUGUGUCAGAUGCUUGGUUGGGGUCUGCAUACUCCAAAAGACCUGAAGCAGAGAAGAUUGCGACCAUUGUUUUUGAUGAUGGGUUCAAUAAAAAUGGAGAGGAGUUGACUGCGGUGACAGAACCUUUGGUGAGGGUUCUUCGUAUGGUGGAUGGAGAGGGCAUGCCAAUGGGUUUCAUUUAUGAGGCCAUGGAUAGGGCCAAAGAGGCCAUUUCACAUUACUAUCGUGGAAAUGCAAGAAAAUGUGAAAUCUUUUGGCGCAUCAUUGAUCGUAGGUGGACAAACCAACUCCACCAACCGAUACAUGCCUUCGCCUACUUUUUGAACCCGAAAUUCUACUUCUCUGAUUCAUUUAGGGCUGAUGAGGAGGUCAUGGCAGGUGUUAUUACAUGCAUUGAUAAGAUGACACCUGAUCCUGAGUUGAGAGACAAGGUUCUUGAUGAGUUGGAGAUCUACAAAAGUGCAGAGGGGAGACUCUUCUCAUCACAACUAGCAAUUGAUAGGAGAGGAAAACAACAACCAGAUUUAUGGUGGGAGAAUUAUGGUGCCGGCACGCCUAAUCUUCAAAAGAUAGCUAUCCGUGUUUUGUCUCAGCCAUGCAGUGCUUCUGGGUGUGAACGAAAUUGGAGUGUCUUUGAAAGCAUUCACACAAAGAAGAGAAAUAGAUUGUCACAAAAGCGGCUCAAUGAUCUAGUAUUUGUUCGGUACAACCUUCGCCUUCGAGUUAGACAGGUGGAGGGUGUUUCACAUGAGGCCAUUGACUUGGAUGAAAUUGAUCCAUAUGGUGAUUGGACCAUGAAUGAACAAAAUGAUGGUGAUGAUGUCCUCCUUACCGAAGAAGAAAUUGCAGAAAUAGAGAGAGGAGCAGCACAAGAUGCAGAAGGAGCAAGAUUGGAUGAAGAUGAGGACGAAGAUGAGGAUGAUGAUGAGGACUAUGACUUUGAAGAAGACUCAUCUCACCAUUUAGAUACCACAACACCCACUGCUACUACUUCUAGCUCAAGGCCUGAAAAAUUGAGCUAUAUUAGGAAAAAUACAAAGAGGAAGAUGUAGUCUUCUCUUUGGUUUGUUCAUUCACAUUGCUGUUUUUCACAUUUGCAGUUGGACUUGGACAUAUCAUUAUAUGUAAUUUUGUGAACAUUUAUAUACUUAUGCUGCCAUUAUAGUAUUAUACAUUUUAGAGUUGAAACUUGAAACUU